UUUAACAAUUUGAGUUCACGAAACUAAUAAACUAAUAAACUAAUAAAACUAUAUUUUAUUAUCUCAUGUUUUAUAUGAUAGCGUCAUAAAUACUACAUUUGUUUAUUAAAGUGUUGGAAUUGUAAAUAUAAAAUGUUUUUAGAAAUAUCCGUUUACUUUUCAAUAAGUGACAUUUUAGUUACAGAUGAACGAUUGCAUUCUAAAGUUAAUCAGGUUAUACCAUAUUUAGAUUGAGUUUGAAUCUUCGGUAAUAUUUAUUAAAGAAUUAAAAGUAUAGUGAUACACACAUUCAUUAAACAAUUUGGAGGAAAUUGCUUGAUGAACAAUUUGUUUUGAACUGUACGUUCAUAAAGCAAUAGUGGAUGAUGAUAUAUAAUUAUUGUGAACAACAGAUAUGUUUUUUAUGUCCAUUGAAAAAAACAAAUAUAGAACCAGAGACUAAAAUAGAUAUGCCGUUAUGGUUGGCAGAUCCUCUUUGUCGCAGUGAGUUAUUAAUUGAGUGUGACCUCCCUAAUAUCUUUACAAAUCGAUACAGAGAAAUUAUCCAAGCUGAUGCUUGCAUAGUAGAAUUGCGCAAAUGGAAUAAUUAUUUUUAUGAAUUUGGAUUACAAAUACCACAAACAUAUGAUCAAAAUUUCAGAAUACCUAAUCAUCUACUGGAGGUUUUCAAAUGCCGGUUUAGAAUAAUUGUCGAUUUAACGCAAAGUACUAUUACUUCUCUUAAUCAAACUUCAUGUUUGGAAAAAAAAUUACUGAUUCAAGGACACGAAGGAAAAAGCCAAGUAAGUUCUUAUUUGAGUAAUGGAAUCGAAUUGAUUGAGAAUUCUGCCAAUUCAGAAUAUUCGAGAAAAUAUAGACAUACCAAAUAUAGAUGGAUAACAACUUCUAUAGAUGUUCAAAGUAUUAGAUAAAAUAAUAUAUUUCAUUUAUUGUAAUUUAAAAUAAAAAUUUUAUAUUAUAUCCAAAUUUAAGAUUGUGUACUUAAUUGUUUUAUGAAAAUGUUAAUAAUUACAAGAUAUUUCGUGACGAUUUCUUAUACAGGAUGAUUCAAAAGGAUUGCAGUUCCCACAACUUGGUUGUAGACAAAAAUUUUUCUAAAGCGAUUGGCAUUUACCAAAAAUUUCUAUAUCUAAUAUUUCCCGGGAAAAUGAAUUUCCAAAAUUAAUCAUUUCGACAAAUCAGACGGCAGCUCCGGUCAAUAAAAAAAUUUUCGUUUGCUCAUUACAAGUAUUAUCCCCUCUA
Messenger RNA from Phymastichus coffea, 1242 nucleotides. RefSeq lists its product as uncharacterized. The transcript is spliced from 5 exons. Bases 363 to 911 code for a protein of 182 amino acids. Lineage: Eukaryota; Metazoa; Arthropoda; Insecta; Hymenoptera; Eulophidae. Gene Ontology annotation, cellular component: GINS complex. The record is from RefSeq and is a predicted model, not a curated record. Gene Ontology annotation, biological process: mitotic DNA replication initiation.